This is a messenger RNA of Physeter macrocephalus (sperm whale), 2587 nucleotides long. RefSeq names its product interleukin 27 receptor subunit alpha (gene IL27RA). The transcript has 14 exons. Gene Ontology annotation, molecular function: protein binding; interleukin-27 receptor activity. NCBI's taxonomy places the organism in Eukaryota, Metazoa, Chordata, Mammalia, Artiodactyla, Physeteridae. The record is from RefSeq and is a predicted model, not a curated record. The coding region runs from base 151 to 2121 and encodes 656 amino acids.
CGGGGAGCCGAAGCGCAAGGUGCGGAGGCAGCUGGGAGGGGUGGCUUCGCUUCCCGUUGCUGCUCGGGCGCUGGACCCCGAGAGCUAAGCGGGCGGCGCUGCAGCGCUGGGCCGGACAGGGCCGGGCCGGACUUGGGGCGCGGGGAUGACAUGCGGGGAACCCGGGCCGCUCCCUUCCCGCCGCGGCCGCGGCCGAAGCUGGUUCUUCUGCCCCUGUUGAUGCUGCUGUUCUGCAGGACUCGGCCCCAGGGCAGCCCUGGGCCACUGCAGUGCUAUGGAUUUGGACCCUUGGGCGACUUGAACUGCUCAUGGGAGCUUCUUGGGGACCUGGGAGCCCCUUCCACGCUGUACCUCCAGAGCCAGAAGUACCAUUCCAACAAAACCUGGACUGUGGCAGUGCCUGCUGGGCAGAGCUGGGUGACCAUUCCACGGGAACAGCUCACCACGUCUGACGAACUCCUUGUCUGGGUGGCCAAGGCAGGCCGACCUCUCUGGCCCCCAGUCUUCGUGAACCUCGAAACCCGAAUGAAGCCGGAUGCCCCCCAACUGUACCCUGAUGUGGACUUCUCAGAGGAUGACCCCCUAGAGGCCACUGUCCAAUGGGCCCCUCCUAUGUGGCCACCCCAUAAGGUCUUGGUCUGCCAGUUCUACUACCGAAGAUGCCAGGAGCUAGCCUGGAUGCUGCUGGAACCAGAAGUGAAAUCCAUACCCCUGACGCCUGUUGAUAUCCAGGACCUGGAGCUAGCCACUGGCUAUGAGGUAUAUGGCCGCUGUCAAGUGGAGGAAGAAGAGGAUCUGUGGAGCGAGUGGAGCACCAUUCUGUCCUUCCAGACACCACCCUCUGCUCCAAAAGAUGUGUGGAUAUCAGGGAACAUCUGUGGGGCACCAGGCGGACAGGAACCCCUGCUUCUGUGGAAGGCCUCGGGGCACUGCGUGCAGGUGAGCUACAGAGUCUGGUUCCAGAUUAAAGAUCAGGAGGUAAUCCAGGAGGAGACCUCAUUCUGCAACUUCUCCAUCCCCACUCAAGCGGAGUGGGCUGGAGUGUCUGCCAUCAACGCCACAAGCUGGGAGCCUCCUACCAACCUCUCUUUGGCCUGCUUGGGUCCAGGCUUUGCCCCUCAUGGUGUGGUGGUCAGCACCAUCCCUUCAAGCUCGGAUCUGCUGGUGACUUGGCAACAGGGGUCCGGGGAGCUGCAGGAGCAUGUGGUGGACUGGGCUCGAGAUGGUGACCCCCUGGAGGAUCUCAACUGGGUCUGGCUUCCUCCUGGAAAACUCAGUGCUGUGUUGCCAGGGGAUUUCGAAGGAGGGGUCCCCUACCAAAUCACGGUGACAGCAGUCUCUCCUUGGGGCUUGGCCCCUGCCCCCUCAGUCUGGAAGUUCAGAGAGGAACUAGUACCCCUGGCAGGGCCAGUGCUUUGGCGACUCCAGGAUACCCCCCCAGGGACCCCUGCUGUAGCGUGGGGAGAGGUCCCAAGGCACCAACUUCGGGGCCAUCUCACCCACUACACCCUGUGUGCACAGAGUGGGACCAGGCCUUCUGUCUGCAUGAAUGUGAGUGGCAGCACCCGGACCAUCACCCUGCCCGACCUUCACUGGGGUACCUGUGAGCUGUGGGUGACCGCGUCCACCAUCGCAGGACAGGGCCCACCGGGUCCAAGCCUCCGCUUUCACCUACCAGAUAACACCCUGAAAUGGAAAGUUCUGCCAAUUGUCCUUCUCAUAUGGGGUUUGCUCCUGACGGGCUGUGGCGUGAGCCUAGCUACCUCCAGAAGGUGCGUCCACCUGCGGCACAAGGUACUACCCCACUGGGUCUGGGAGAAGGUUCCUGAUCCUGCCAACAGUAAUUUCAGCCUGCCCCACAUGAAGGAGGUGCCCCAGGCUCAGCCCCCUGGGGACUCGCCCAUCCUGGAAGUGGAGGAGAUAGAGCAGGUACCGAUUACGGAGGCCCCCCAGGCCUCAGCCCCACUGGACUCUGGGUAUGAGAAACACUUCCUGCCGACACCCGAGGAGCUGGGCUUUCUGGGUCACACCCCAGGUUCCAGGUUAUGGACUGAACCAACCCCAGGAGGGGAGAGGGGUGCUCAUUUGACAGAUGAAGACACUGAGGCUCAAAGAAGCUGAGUCACUUGCCUGAGGACACCCAGCCAAGGAAGAGCUGAGAUUGAAGGACCCCCUACAGAAAAGGGCCUGGCCCUACAGGGACUAUACGGAUGGAUGAGGGAGCAAAGAAAAAUAUAUAAAAUCCAGAGUGGCAGCUGCCUCCCCAAAUCUGUCCUGCUGCUCUAACAGAACUGUAGUUGGGUGCACUCCCAGCCUCCCUUGCAGCUAGAUGCAGCCAUGGACUGAGUUCUUAUGAGUGCAACAUAAGCAGAAGUGACAUGUGCCUACAGUGGGUCUGUGUGGGGGCUCUUCCACAUUCCCUUCCCUUUCCCAUGAGCUGGAGCACUGAUGUGCCCUGUGAUCCAGCUUUGGCCAUACCCAAGGUGAAGGUAGAGCAAGAAAUGGAAAGGAACCAGAGUUCCUGAGUGAUUGCAUGGAUCAGAAGUGCCCAGAGAAAUAAAUUCUUUCUGUUUUGGUAGCUACUGUA